Phaedon cochleariae (mustard beetle) is the source of this 971-nucleotide messenger RNA. Lineage: Eukaryota; Metazoa; Arthropoda; Insecta; Coleoptera; Chrysomelidae. The record is from the annotation of a GenBank genome assembly.
AAAAGAAGAAGAAGAAGAUUUCUGUGAAUUUUAAUUUCCUCUUCAAAAUCAAAACAAAGUUUGUUCACAUACAUUUUUAUUUGCUCAAAGUGAAGAAUUUAAAGAGAUAUGGCUGGUGUAUUAUUCGAAGAUAUAUUCAAUGUUAAAGAUAUUGAUCCCGAAGGAAAAAAAUUCGACAGAGUGAGCCGACUGCAUUGUGAAAGCGAAUCUUUCAAAAUGGAUCUUAUCCUGGACGUGAAUUCAUGGCUAUACCCCAUGGAAUUAGGCGACAAAUUCCGAUUGGUUCUUGCCACCACCCUUCGAGAAGACGGGUAUGCGGACGCGGGCGAUUGGAACCCCCAAGGGCUGGAGAAUGAGGGUUCUAGGGCCGACAGCUUCGAGUACGUGAUGGCCGGCAAGGUUUACAGGAUCGAGGGGGACGAAGCUGCCAAUGAACCGUCCAGUAGGCUUGCUGCCUAUGUUUCCUUUGGUGGACUCUUGAUGAGGCUACAAGGUGACGCAAAUAAUUUGCACAGCUUUGAAGUGGAUCAACACAUGUAUCUGCUGAUGAAGAAGAUUUUCAUGUGAAACUUUAUUUUUUUAUGGAUCAAAAUGUUAAGAGGAGAAACUGUCAAUAAAUGUUUGUAUAGAGAAAAAUUGUGAGUAACUGGCAAUGAAAACUGUCUUUUAUUAGAUUCAGCUGGAAAUUUAACAAUAACAAUAUAAUCUCAUUGAAUCAGCGAACAAAUGAUUAAUCACCUACAACAAUACAAAUAAGAUAUAUCACUACAUGUGAACGGUCAUGACUAAUAUAACUGGAAAAACCUCAUAAAAGGCAUAAACUGAUAAACAUAUAUAAUAACAAUGUCUGUAACUGAAUUUAACAGACUAAAACAAAUAAUCUAUAUUUUAUUGUAACUUCUCAUGAUAUAAUAAUUGCGGUGAACUUCAGGUACGACAUCUGUGACUAGUUCUAUCAAAUCCAAAAUUAG